This is a messenger RNA of Racocetra persica, 1422 nucleotides long. The record is from the annotation of a GenBank genome assembly. NCBI's taxonomy places the organism in Eukaryota, Fungi, Glomeromycota, Glomeromycetes, Diversisporales, Gigasporaceae.
AUGUUUCAACACUUCAAAAACCAACUCAAGGUUUUUCAGCACAAUCCUUUUGGAAAUUAUGAAACUAAUGGAAAGUCAUUAAUUAGUAAUAGCUAUAAAGUUUUCUUAAGAAAAUAUAAUAAAACUGUGGUUAUAAAAAAAAUUGUGUUUUCACGAAAAUAUUCACUAAAAAGUUUUAUUAACAAUUUAGAACAAUACUUAAAAGUAGAAUUGCACGAAAACAUUUUAAAAUUAAUAAGCAUUAUUGAAGAAAAAACGCAUGAAAUUAUUAUAAUUCGUGAAUAUCCUUGUGAUGGAACCUUUCAUCAAUAUUUAUCAAAAAAUUUCAGCAUCCUUAAUUGGAAUGAUAAGUUACGUCUUGCAAAACAGCUUACUAGUGCUAUUAAAUGCUUACAUGAAAAUGAUAUAAUUCAUAUGAAUUUGAACUCUGAUAGUAUAUUUGUCAACAGAGGAGAUAUAAAGAUUAGUGCUUUUCAAUUUCAGAACGAAUUUUCAAACAUGCACAAAUUUAUUCCAUAUACGGAUCCUCAGUAUUUUCAACUCCAUAAACUUAAUAAAAGCUCAGAUAUAUAUAGUAUUGGUGUUCUUCUUUGGCAAAUUUCCAGUGGUAUUAUUCCAUUUAAAUUUGAAUUACCUUAUGAUUUUAACUUAUUUAUUGCUAUCGUUUCCGGUAAACGAGAAGUUGCAAUCCUUAAUUCAAACCAGCGUCCUACUAUUCAACAUGUUUUUGAAGAUUUAAAUAACAUUGAUUACAAUUAUAAUUCAAUGAAUAACGAAGAAAUUAUUACGGAACUCGAUAACAAAAUAGAGCUUAAAGCCAUUUCAGAAUCAAAAGAUGUAAGUUUAAAUACGACGGAGUUGCUAAAGUAUUAUACCGAUUUGUAUGAUAGAACCACUUUUGAAUUAGAAUUAAUCACAUCAAUAAUGAAAAUUAUUAAAAAGGAAAAUAAUAUAAUUGAUAGGCAAAGUGACAAAUUAUAUAGAUUUUCAAAAUCUCUAUUUACAAAUAAAGAAAUAAUUAAUGACGAACACAAAUUUCUUCAUGAUUUGAUGCAAUUAUUUAUAUCCCAAUACAAAAUCCAAGGAGUUUCAAAAAAUACAUCUAGUUCUAUAAUUUAUUGCAUUAAUAAAUGCAUAAACGACAAUCACAAAACACCAAGUAAAGUUCUUGACGAAUAUUACAACCAUCAAUAUAGAUUUUAUUUUACAAGCAUAGUUGGAUUUUUUUAUGAACAUGGAAUUGGAACAGCUAUUAAUUACUCAAAAGCACUUGACAUGUAUAACCAAGCAACUAAGGAUUAUUGUCUUGAUCAUAGUAAUACUUUAAGUAGCUGCUAUUUUACAAAUAAUUUACUAAAAGAAAAUCAAAUUAUUGGAUUAAUCUCUCUUGGAAUACUUUAUACUGAUGGAAAGAGUGUGGAA